Ixodes scapularis (black-legged tick) is the source of this 4541-nucleotide messenger RNA. RefSeq names its product leukocyte receptor cluster member 8. Lineage: Eukaryota; Metazoa; Arthropoda; Arachnida; Ixodida; Ixodidae. Gene Ontology annotation, biological process: mRNA export from nucleus. The transcript is spliced from 15 exons. The record is from RefSeq and is a predicted model, not a curated record. Gene Ontology annotation, cellular component: cytoplasm; nucleus; transcription export complex 2. The coding region runs from base 235 to 2865 and encodes 876 amino acids.
GCAAUCGAGUUGCUCGGCCGCGCAUGCGCAUUCGGCGGCUUUUAUGCGGUCUUUGGUUGCCUUGCUCGUGGGAGAGAAUUUUAAGCUCCUUCUUCGUCGCCAUUACGUCGUUCUUGCUUUCAAGAGGAUCGGCCCCGCAAAAAAACAGAUAUUCGCGUUUAACAAUCAAGUUUCGUUAAUGUGUUCUUCUGCCAGGUGUUCCAGGUAUUCCCGCAAACGGAGUCCGCACCUCUGAUGGCCGCAGUUCAAGCGUUUGAUCAAGUCCCCUGCCCGAACCUUUGGGAGAAGAGCGAGGCAACGGGCAUGGCCGACAUGCAGGCGGCGCCGGUGGAUCCCAGCCAGGCCUGGGAAAAUGCCCGCAAGGCACUGGAGAAGGUGCAGACAACCGCUGGCAGUAGCCCUGCCAAACCCACCGCCGGAGCCGACAUGGCCACCGGCUAUGCAGGUGGCUAUGGGUACGGCUACUGGGGACAGCAGCCGCAGCAGCAGGGCUGCAUGUACCCCGGCUACAUGGGGUACAACGGUUACGCUCAGUCUCCCGGUCCGGGAAUGCCCGGCGGCUAUGGCUACUAUCCGCCCUACGACAUGUACAACGGGGGCUACUACCCGGUCCCCUCGGCAAUGCCCUGCCCCCAGACCCCGGGAGGGCCCUCCCCCAGGGGCGGGGCCCAGCAGACUCCACCCCCUCCCCCCGGGGAGCAGCCCGUUCCCCCGCCCCCUUCGGAGGACGGGGAAGCGGGUUCCGACCCCGGCCAGAACUCGCAGGCCCCGCUUGCAGGCCCACCGCAGGGGUACGGCGGUGCCGGCAGCUACGGUCCCGGCCCGGGCUAUGGAUUCUACUACGGCUACGGCGGCAACGGCAUGGGCGGUCCCGGUGGGGAGGGGCCCCAGCAGAGGCCGCCACCCCCGCAGUUUGGCGGUGGCAUGCACGGGAAGCAGGCCCCGGGUGCAGGGGGCGUCCGCUUCAGCCUGCCCAAGCGGGGCCCCAAGGGCAACAAGUUUGGCAGGGGCGGCUUCCAGCAGGGACGCAUGAUGGGACCUCAGCAGCAGGGACCCCCGGGACCCAACCAGGAGCGAUGGGCGCAGAACGCUGCGCAGAGGCUGGAGGACCGCAUGGCCAACCUGACCCCCCACGGCCGUGACUGGCCAGAAAGCCUCAAACGCUACGCCAUGCGUGCGUUUGGCAAGUGCAAGUCGGAUCUCGACAGGGACCAGGUGGAGAUUGUGCUGAAGGGGAAGCUGAUCAAGAUGCACCGCGGUGGGGACAUGUGGGCCAUGGACUGGGACAACGAGCCCCUUCCCAGCAUACACAGCGAGCGCCUGCAGCAGGAGCAGGACAAGCCCGCACCGCCACCGCCGCCGUCUUCGACCGCGUCCCAGCCAACCCCCGACGACAAGAAGGGGCCGCAGGGGACGCAGUCGUCCUCUCUCCUCUCUUCGCCGGCCACACCGGGCCCCGGGGGGGCCCCUCCGGCCCCCCGGAGCAGCUUGGCCCGCAGGCUGGGACACGCGGCACCCGUGUCGAACAGGCUGGGCCCUAAGAGGGCUUCCUCGUCGGAGAGGGGUGGCCGCGAGUCGCCCCCGGGCUACAUCCCGCUCAAGAGCGGCGGGGGCCGGAGGUCGGACGGGUGGUCGCGGGGGAACGGGCGUAGGCUGUCCAGGUCUAGGUCCAGGUCCAGAUCGCGUUCCAGGUCGAAGACUAGGAGCCCGCCACAGCCGGGACCCAGGGACCGCAGGAAGAAGAGGCGUUCCAGCUCUCUGGAGUCCAGCUUGAGCCCGGAGCCGGUGCGCAGCAGCGGCAAGAAGGCGCUGCACUCGAGCGUGUCGUACAGCGGGACCAACCCGAGCCAUGGCUUGGGCAAGAAGGGCAAGUCUGCCCAGAACCGCAAGGCCAACAAGAAGCAGAAGAAGCAGCAGCAGAUCCCCCAGUUCCAGGUGGAGGAGGACAUGGUGACGAGCGAGAAGCUGCAGAAGCGGGCGGCCCGCUUCCAGUCGGAGAUCUCGUCGGGGCGCAAGAAGCGUCCCUUCUCGCUGGUGCUGACCAUCAACAGCGGACCCCUGCUGGAUGCCGGAGAGGCCGACCUGGACUGGGAGUCCUUCCCCAUCGUGGGCACUUGCAGGGACCUCGAGAAGCAGUACCUGCGCCUCACCUCGGCUCCCGACCCCUCGACGAUCCGCCCCGUGGAGGUGCUGCGUCGCUCCCUGGACCUGGUGAAGGAGCAGUGGCUGCUCAAGCAGGACUACCACUACGCCUGCGACCAGCUCAAGUCCAUACGCCAGGACCUCACGGUUCAGUGUGUCCGAGACGCCUUCACCGUGCAGGUCUACGAGACUCACGCCAGGAUCGCACUCGAAAAGGGGGACCACGAAGAGUUCAACCAGUGCCAGACGCAGCUCAAGACGCUCUACCUGGAGGUGGAGGCCGGCAACCGGCUGGAGUUCACGGGGUACCGGAUCCUCUACAACGUCUUUGCCCGCAACACCCUGGAGUUGAAGACGAUCCUGGCAAACCUGAGUGCCUUGGAGAAGGCGGACGCGGUGGUGAGCCACGCGCUGGCGGUGUGCCAUGCUUGGAGCCUGGGUAACUAUGCGAGGUUUUUCAAGCUGUACCAGAGCCCGCCCAAGAUGUCCGGCUACCUCAUGGACUGGUGCGUGUCCAGGGAGCGCAAGGCGGCCCUGCGCGCCAUGGUCCGGGCAUACCGGCCAGUUUUGCCCGUAGCGUAUAUUGAGCGUGCGUUGGGCUUCGCCGGCCGCGAGGAGGUGCUCGCGUUCCUGGCCGAGCUUAGCGUCACCCUGCUGGACGAAGACGGGGAGCAGGCCAGCGUCGACUGCAAAGAGUCCCUCGCGGCGGUGCUCGCCAGCUAAGGGGCGCUCUCUCCUCCUUCCUUGGCAAGCGCGUGCUCGCAAGGCUACCAUUCUCCGGUCUUGCGUUCCCUUCCUCCCUCCCCGCCCUAACCUUCUGUCGGAGCUCGUUUCCCGGAAGGAGAUCUGCCAUGGGGUGGUAGGCCGGCCUCCUCCCCAAGGCGGCAUCCUCUCGCUCUAUCCACCACUGCCAAAGGAGCGACCUCACACGGGUUGCAGCGGAAGAAAGAAGACCACCGUCGGGGAAAGGGGUGCCCUUGGACUUUGGUGCGUGAUUGGCAAGGGGUCAUCAAGAGGAAGGGGUUACGCCCGUCACGGGCUCUCUGGCUCUGUCGGCUAGAGGCCGGCGGCCCGUGAAACCAGCGAGGGUUCCAGUUCGUCGGGUGCCAGUUUCAUUGGCCACCAGUCCUGUCUGGUGCCAGUUUCUUUGGCCACCAGUCCCGUCGGGUGCCGGUUGUGGCUGCCACCUGUUUCAUCGGGCUGGUGUCAUCCGCUACCAGUCUCGUCAGGGGGUGGGGGGGGGGGGCCGGUUUCAUCGGGCACCAGUUGCACCGGGUGCUGGUUGCGGCCAUCACCAGCUUCGCCAGGCUGGUGUUGUGUUCUACCGAUCGCGUCGGGAGGGGCUGGUUUCGUCGGCCACCAGCUUCGUCGGGCUGGUGUCUUCUGCUACCGGUUUCGUCGGGAGGCGGUUUCAUCAGGUGCCGGUUCAUCAGCCGACAGUUUCGUCGGGCUGGUGUCACCUGGUACCAGUUUCAUCCGCUGCCAGUUUCCUCGGGCCAGUGUCUUCAGCGGCCAGUUUCAUCGGGGCCAGGUUGGCUCGUGGCAAGUUCGUCUGGAUCCCGAUUGGACUCUGGUUCAUCGUCAUCUCAAGAGGGGGGAUGGGAAAGCGUAGUAGGGUUCCUGAGGUGCACGGUGUGGGAGCACCGGUGGCUCGUCGGCGCUGCCUUGCCCCAAGAGGGCACAAGGCGGCUGUGGCAUGGCUUGCCACACUGCUACUCCUAGUCUCUCUGCCACGCUACAAGGGGCUUGUUUUGAAGUUUGCCCUGAAGACCAGUCGCAUCUGGAAUUUCCUGCGGGCCUCAAGGUUCCUGUCCAGGUUUGACGCGACAGCAGGGUCCAUUGCAGUGUUCCGGCCCAGGAGCAUCCUUUCAUCUUCAAGGUCCCACAAAACAGGAGAAAAGAUCACAUUUGGCUGCAGCAGUUAACCAGAAGCACGUCAGAUCUUCCAGGGAUGUGGUUGCUGUCUUCCAGAGCGAGGUCUCCAGAGGAGGCAAGAGGUUCCAGGACAAGACGAAGACCGUUCCGAAGACACUGCUGCGGUUCACUAAACCGGCAUCAGUGAGUAACGUCAACAGAAAGGUAAUAUGGAUUGUUUGUCGAUGUGCCAAGAGUGUCGUCAUCCGAUGGCCUGCAUCUGCAGCAGUGAGUUCCACAGACUUUUCCAAAGAAGUGUCUCACCUGCAGUGCCAAGUCAGCAAAAUGGUGAGAAGGUUGCAGGAUCAGAUGCAUUUCGACCAGUCGUUGAUGGGAUACAAAGUUGUGAUCUGGACAGAUUUAAUUGGGACAAUGCAGCUUUGCCUUCCCUGUAAAUUAUGUUGUAUAUAGAAGUUGUACAUAAAAUCUGUACAUACAUCAUGUACAUGUGCUUGUAACAAAAUAAAAAAAAGCCUUGUGGUGAC